Messenger RNA from Cetraspora pellucida, 144 nucleotides. Lineage: Eukaryota; Fungi; Glomeromycota; Glomeromycetes; Diversisporales; Gigasporaceae. The record is from the annotation of a GenBank genome assembly.
UAAUGCUAUAUAUCUGUCUAUUCUUGUUUCUAUAACAUCUGUUGUUUCUAGUAUUUUGACAAGCUUUGCAUUACCAACCCUUUGCAGACUUUGUGCUAUUGAUCUUUCUAACACCUUUCCUAAUAAACUCCCAGGUCUUACUUC